This is a messenger RNA of Arachis ipaensis, 2300 nucleotides long. Its product is annotated as ultraviolet-B receptor UVR8. The record is from RefSeq and is a predicted model, not a curated record. NCBI's taxonomy places the organism in Eukaryota, Viridiplantae, Streptophyta, Magnoliopsida, Fabales, Fabaceae.
CCACCGUCUUCUAUCUGAUGAGAAUGAAAGAAAAUUAUUGAUUAUUUGAUCCAUCCACUGACUCAUUAAACUACUAAAAGUCUAAAACACACAACAAAAAUUCCACCUUUCUCUCUCUUCCCCUCUAUUCCAAUUUCAUCUAAAUUCCCACUUCCCAUUUGCUUUGUUUCAUCCAAAUUAUGCAACUUUUUAUGCAAAUUCUCCACCGAUGAGAACUCACUUCCAGAAAUCCUUCUUGAUCAUACGUUUGAGACCUGAGAUUUGCUAGUCAAUUGUAUCAUUGAGAAGUGUUAGGCAUUUUAUUCUGCGAAGUUCGGGCACUGCAUAAGGUGUGGCAGUGCCCAUGGAUGCUACUACAAGUGGAACCCCAACUAUCCAAUACCAUAACAUCAAUGACCAGCAAAUCACUGCCAUUGUUGUUGCCGCACCAUUACCAAUAUUUCAAAGGCAGCAACGUCAUUGCUUCGGGGGCUCCGGUCCCGGAGAGUUUCCCUUGUCUGCUAAUCCCUCAAUUGUCCUUCAUGUCCUCACAGCAUGUAAUUUGGAUCCUCAGGACCUUGCUAAAUUGGAGGCAACAUGCUCAUUCUUCAGGACGCCAGCAAACUUUGCUCCGGAUUUCGAAUUGUCCUUGUCUGAGCUAGCUGCAUUGGACAUGUGCCAGAAGAGAGUGAUCUUUAAGCCAAUGUCAAUAGAACAGAGGCAAUAUUUGAAGCAGAGAUGUGGGGGUUCUUGGAAAUUGGUGCUGAGGUUUUUGAUAGCUGGAGAAACAUGUUGCAGGAGGGAGAAAUCACAGGCAAUAGCAGGUCCUGGUCACAGCAUUGCUGUGAACUCAAAAGGGAUUGUUUAUUCAUUUGGGUCCAAUGGUUCAGGACAACUUGGGAAUGGCACCACUGAAGACAUGUGGCAACCUCAACCGAUCAGAGCUCUGCAAGGCAUUCGAAUUAUACAAGCUGCGUCUGGGGCUGGAAGGACAAUGUUGAUCAGUGAUGCUGGCCAGGUUUAUGCAUUUGGCAAAGAUUCAUUCGGUGAAGCUGAGUUUGGGACUCAAGGAUCUAAGAUGGUUACAACUCCACAGUUAGUUGAGUCUUUGAAAAAUAUAUUUGUUGUUCAAGCUGCUAUUGGAAACUUCUUCACAGCUGUAUUGUCAAGAGAAGGCAGGGUGUAUACGUUUUCUUGGGGUAAUGAUGGCAAACUCUGUCACCAUACUGAUCCAAGUGAUGUAGAACCUCAUCCUUUAUUAGGAGCUCUUGAACAUAUACCAGUUGUCCAAAUCGCUGCCGGAUACUGCUACCUACUUUGUCUGGCAUGUCAGCCCAGUGGAAUGUCAGUGUACUCUGUUGGGUGUGGCUUGGGUGGGAAGCUUGGACACGGCACAAGAACUGAUGAGAAGUAUCCUCGUUUGAUUGAACAGUUCCAGAAGUUACACCUUCAGCCGGUGGCGGUUGCUGCUGGUGCUUGGCAUGCUGCUGUGGUGGGGCAGGAUGGCCGAGUUUGCACAUGGGGGUGGGGCCGUUAUGGUUGCUUAGGUCAUGGAAACGAAGAAUGUGAAUCAACACCUAAGGUGGUGGAAGCAUUGAGCAAUGUCAAGGCAGUCCAUGUUGCUACAGGAGAUUACGCAACCUUUGUCGUGUGUGAUAACGGCGAUGUCUAUUCAUUUGGUUGUGGGGAAUCUUCUAGUCUCGGCCAUAACCCUGGAAAUGAUGAUCAGGGCAACAGGCAAGGGAACGUGUCGAGUCCAGAGCUUGUCGCUUCCCUGAAAGAGAUCAACGAACGGGUGGUACACAUUAGCCUGACGAAUUCCAUAUACUGGAAUGCUCAUACAUUUGCGCUAACAGAAUCAGGGAAGCUGUAUGCUUUUGGGGCUGGAGACAAAGGACAGCUCGGAGCCGAGCUUGUUGGCGACGAAACUGAAAGAGGAAAACCGGAACGGGUUGAUAUCGAUCUUGGUUAACUUGCGCGCGCAGGGGAACGCUCCAUUGUUCCACAAUUGAUUUGCACCAUGCUGUCCUUUAGUUAAGAUUCGCCAUGCAUGGCAUUUAGGUGUUUAAAUGCCUUUGUUUAUUGUGUAAAUAGAAUCAAAGUAUGCAGUUUAAAGGUAACUUAGGUUAAUUUAUCUACUCUUUUUUAUGUUGUUGAUAUGAAGUCUUAGAGAUUCAGUUUCAACAAGGUGCUCAUAGUUUGAUCUUCACUCUAUAAUUGGUUUUUCUAGAUCAUGUAUGCUUAGAGAAAUUGUCAUGAUUCUCAUGCUUUCCGCGAUCCAGUGCUUCUCCCAGUCCUCCAGAAGACUAUGUUCUCGGCUC